UAAGCUUACACCCCGCUUAACAGACCGGAACAUCGCCUGGCCACCUUGCGCAUCCCUUGUUUCCGCCUCGCACGGCUUAAUCUAUCCCUGCACCUCCAUCUUCCGGAUCGGGUCGCGGAUUGCCCAGCUGAGCAUCUAUCUAUCUAUCUUUAAAGAUACCCUACCACCCUUCCCUCUCAACACCACGUCGCCCUUCAUCAUGACUUACUCUCCCAACCUGGCGUCGCAGAACAAGGCUGCACUGGACCACUUCAUCCAGCUUCCCGUCUCACAGGAUAUGAUCACCUACCUGGCACAAAAAGCUUCCGAAGUCAUCCGCUGCGAACCUUCUCUCAACAAGAACCUUCCCCCUACGCCGCCAGCAUCGCCUCCCCAGCAUGCUACUCAGUACAGGGAACCGGCCCUUCCUUCGGUUGAGGAGUUCAUCACGUCUCUGGUUGAAAGGUCACAUGUCCAGGUCCCCACCCUCAUGACUUCCCUCAUCUACCUCAGCCGAUUAAAGGCUCGCCUUCCUCCUGUUGCCAAGGGCAUGCGCUGCACCGUCCACCGCAUCUUUCUCGCCUCUCUGAUUCUCGCGGCUAAGAACCUCAACGACUCGUCUCCCAAGAACAAGCACUGGGCGCGCUACAGUGCCGUCCGUGGCUACGACAACUUCGGCUUCUCCAUCACGGAAGUGAACCUCAUGGAGAAGCAGCUCCUCUACCUUCUUGAUUGGGAUCUCCGUAUCAACCCCGAGGAUCUCUACUACCACCUCGAGCCUUUCCUAGCCCCCAUCCGCAUCUACCAGGCGCGCCAGGCCGAGAAGGCACGGAUCGCCGAGCGCGAGAAGGAGCUCGCUCGCCAGCAGUACCAACUCACGGCCGAGAACCUCCAGCGAUCUCACCAGGAAGCCAUCGCCUACGGCUCCUCCACCUACGUCUCCUACGCCAUGGGUUCGCAGAGGAUGCGCCCCGCCUAUCAAACGCACUCGCGUAUGCCCUCGCGGACUCCCUCUCUGUCCCCUCCCACCCGCAGCUCCUCCGUCUCCACUGCCUCGGAGUCCCCGGCCAGUCUCCACGAAGAGCCCGAGGAGGCCAUCAUGCAGCGGUACGACGCCGACAGCGGAGCCACCAUUGUACAUAUCCAUGCUCUCGGCGCCGCACCCAAGCACAAGCACCAGCACUCCUUCUCCAUGGGGUAUGACGAGAAGCCGGCAAAGAAGGCGAAGACGAGCACUAGCGGCUUCUUCAACCGGAUGUUUGGCGGUGCGAACCCUUAUACGCUUAGGCAGAAUGCCUAUUAAUUCCUGCAUCAACCGACGUUUUUCUUUGUUGUUGCUGUUCGAGACAUGAGAGAUGUGUCUAUGGGAUAUGAGCGAUGAUGGUUCCCUCAACUGGCUUUUUGGGUCAUCGACGUUUCUUUCCUCUUUCUUUCCAUUUGUUGUGUCAGGAAAAGACUUUGUCGGACCAUUUCCAGCAUUGCAUAUAUUCAGCAUACAUAGCAUUGCAGCGGCGCUGGGACGGAUGGGAUUCUUCACUUGUUGCGUUUCAGGAAGUAAGGGAUUCGAAUAUAGCAUAAAGGGCGUAGUUAGUCUCUCCUCUGAAGAGGUUGAGUUAAUCAAUUAAAGCGAAUCAAUCAAUCAAUCAAUCACUC
Molecule: messenger RNA, 1632 nt
Organism: Westerdykella ornata
Lineage: Eukaryota; Fungi; Ascomycota; Dothideomycetes; Pleosporales; Sporormiaceae
Product: cyclin
Exons: 1
Coding region: 200-1282 (360 amino acids)
Biological process (GO): regulation of cyclin-dependent protein serine/threonine kinase activity
Cellular component (GO): cyclin-dependent protein kinase holoenzyme complex; nucleus
Molecular function (GO): cyclin-dependent protein serine/threonine kinase regulator activity; protein kinase binding
Source: RefSeq, a predicted model, not a curated record